Messenger RNA from Bactrocera oleae (olive fruit fly), 1629 nucleotides. RefSeq lists its product as uncharacterized. The record is from RefSeq and is a predicted model, not a curated record. Gene Ontology annotation, molecular function: nucleic acid binding; single-stranded DNA endonuclease activity; metal ion binding. Gene Ontology annotation, cellular component: mitochondrial inner membrane; nucleus. Gene Ontology annotation, biological process: apoptotic DNA fragmentation. Lineage: Eukaryota; Metazoa; Arthropoda; Insecta; Diptera; Tephritidae.
UAUAAAUAUCGCAAAUCUAAUAAUAAAUUCAAUUAACUAAGCAAGUUUCCAAGAAAGAAAGAAGGAAAUGGAUUUAUUCGCUUCAAAUGAAAGAGCUUCUAAUUAGUAAAUAGUAUCUCUCAUUUAUUGCUAAAUCGACAUUUUAUUAAUCAUUAUUGAAAUUCUAAUAACAAAUUAGUCGACCCAAUGUCUCAACUCUUAUGUUUUACUUUCAUUUUAAGCACAACCUUAAGGUCACCGUUUAAGAAUAAACUUAAGCUUAUCUUAUCAGUUGAAGGGUUAAUCAACCAUAGUUUUCUAUAUAAGAGCGCUAAAAUUAUAUGACGCUUUAGUUAUUAGUAAUUAAGUCAUUAUUUUGGGCAUUUGGAAAACUGUUAACAAGGAAAAUGUUUAAAUUGUGGCUGAAACUUGAAUUAUUACUGGCUUUGGGCAGUGUUUUGGCCGAUCCCUGCACGAUUACAAUACCAAACGACUUGCCUAACCCAGGGCCGGUUAUUCUGAUACAAGAAAGACUCUUUCGUCCAACUAAUGAGGUGACCGAAGUGCAGGAGAAUGAUGAGAUUACGUUGCAUUGCCCCGGUAGAAGAAAUAAAGUGGUGGCAUUAGGGCAGGAAACAGCCACGCUAAAAUGCCAGAAUGGUCAGUUCUACAACGAAGAAACAGAAACUGAGUACGCGCUUGCCGAUUUAAAAUGUAAAAGUAUACCCACAGCUGAGUUGUUGGUAACAGAAAACGCUUGUGCUGAAGGCGCGGGUGUUUUUUACGAAGUCGGCUUUCAGGUAAACGACGAUUUUCAUAGCGUCUUCUCGAUCUGUUACGACAGUGAAAACGAGCAUGCGCUUUAUUCGCGUAGUCUCGUUAAUGGUGCAGCGCAGAGUUUUAAAAUAAACGAUAGCACCCGUCACGCCUUCCGUGCGAAUGGCCUGAGAUUGACCACUUCUGCCACUAAUACUUUAUAUACAAACAGACAUCAAAUUUCGCGUUUCAAAACACUUUUUGGCACUGGCCAAACUUAUAUAAACAAGACAAGCUUUAUGGCGCGUGGUCAUCUGGCACCAGAUGCUGAUUUCAUCUUCAGUUACGAACAGUUGUCCACUUACUUUUAUGCGAAUUGCGCACCCGAGUGGCAGGUUGUGAACGCUGGUAAUUGGCUACGUGUGGAGAAUACGGCGCGCAAAGUCGCCUCUUCAUUCGGUUCCGAUUUAUUGACCUAUACUAGCACUUUUGAUUUGUUAGAGCUGCCAAAUCCGGCGAAUAAUCAAUUGAGUGAAAUUUAUUUGGACAAAGCAGAAUUGUUCCCUGCUCCAAAAUGGUACUAUAAAGUGCUGAUGCAUCCCAAUUUGCCGAUUGAUAUCGUCUUUGUCACGCUAAACAAUCCAUUCGCAAAUGUUAGUAGCGAAGUGGAGUUUUGUAGUAACGUUUGCGAGGAAUAUGGUUUCAACUCCAGCUCCUUUGAAGAUGCCAGCCAUGGUUAUACUUUUUGUUGCGAGUUGAACGAUUUUUGGACAAACGCUAUGAAUGAAGGUACUCCAUAUUACGAUCUACCAGAGGGCUGGAGUUAUAAGAAUUAAUUUGAGGCAUAUGUAUUGUAUAUGUCUAUUAUUAAAAUAAAAACAUCAUUGAAACGAA